Molecule: messenger RNA, 2704 nt
Organism: Daphnia magna
Lineage: Eukaryota; Metazoa; Arthropoda; Branchiopoda; Diplostraca; Daphniidae
Exons: 7
Coding region: 65-2641 (858 amino acids)
Source: RefSeq, a predicted model, not a curated record
CCCCUUUUCUGAGAGGGAAAAUAGCCAUAGUGGAGGAACCAGGGGUAUAUGACUCUCUCUAACUAUGCAGACGAACAAGCGAAAAACGUUGGCUGGCCGGCCUUCAGUCAGCGUCAUCCCACCGUCCCGCGAGAUUUUCUUAUUACGCGAAAACAGUUUUGGUAGGCACACAGUAAACACUGUUCUUGCCUUUACUGGCGAAUGCAAAAAGCACACUUAUCUCAGUAGUUCAUGGUUUAAACAUCGAAAUGGAUACCGUAGAAUUUUGGAUAUGGGAACAUGCUACCAAAUAUGGGAUGACCAAAAAAUAAAUUAUGGUUUUCCUGAAAUCAACAUACCAAAUAGUUGGUUGAGUGCUCUUUGCUUACAAGAAAUCAAGAACGAGUGGGGUAGAAAAGGCAGCCAAAUCACUCCAAAAGUGUUAAAUGCUUUACGAGAAAGUUUGACUAGUACUUUUAAGCUCUACAUCAAGGAUGUAAAGCAUGUUAUGAGAACUGCUGAUUGUAUCCAACUUGAGCUAUGCUGCAAGGCAGUUUUCCAUGUGAUGCGGUCAGCAAAUUGUACAUCUGCAGUGAAGUUACAGACAAAAGAAGCAUUUUUUCCUUGCUGGAAUGUGGCUCUUUGGACAAAAACAAAAAAUUCUUUUGGUCUAAAGGAUGACAUUUUCAUGGAGGAAAUCAAAUUUUUUUAUUCAGAGUUACGAUUAAAAUUGGGUCAAGUUGACCGUGAGAAAGAAAUAUUGGACACAUUCGGAGAUAUGAUGAAAAAGUAUUUCCCGUCACUAAUUUCCUUCAUGCGAAAAAUCAAACUUAGUAGACUGGAGAAAAUUCAAAAGAAUAAAACAAAGCUAGACAAACAGUUUGAGUUUUUGCGAGGCCGGUUAAGUAAUGGCUUCCUUAACGAGUUAAUAAUAUUAGAUGUGUUAGAAGAUGUUCAAAGAAAGAAGGUCACGGAGAAGGCGUUGAAAUUCUGGAAAGAGAGCAAACAAGUAGAAGCCACAAUGGACACUUCUAUAGAAGCUACGCUGUACGCCCUACCACCCGAUCCCAAAUUUACAAGCAACGACAAUCAAUUUUAUCCUCCCUGUUUUCUAACAAAUCCAUUUAUGCCAACGCAUAUUGUUCUUGAAAAUGGCGGCCAACUUGAGGCGAUUCUAAUCAAUAGAACUGUUCCACGAAAACCGAAUGGGGAAGCUUUCGGGCCCCAUUGGUUUGCUGAUACAAGAUUUCCUGUUAUUAAAUCCGAGAAAGACGACUUGUCGAUCGAUUGUAAUAGCAAAAAGGAAACAAGUAGCGUUUCCGAAAUAUCGAAUAUUGUUCCCUUUAUUGAGCGAAGAAUGGAGCGCUCUAUUAAACUCUCGUUGUAUACAGAUGACGGAUCAGAGAAGGAAGAAGUUUUAGUCCCAAACUCGUCUGAUGAGGAACCCGCACAGGGUCUAGUACGUCGUGAUGAAAUCGGAAGUCUAACGAGUUAUAACCUACCGAAAGGGUCAGAACGUGUUAACUCUGUUCAGUCAUGGGUCAAUAAUAGCCGUCCCCACAGCCCUUCUUCAAUUGAAAAUGAAAACGGUGCAUUAGAGGAAAAUUUAAAGAUUGCUUCCAGAGAGCUAACUAGGUGUAAAUCAGUACCACCUACCACGAAUCUAUCUUUACAUGAAGAAGACCAACAAGAAACUGUUGCGAAAGAAAAGGCAAGUGAAUGGGUAGAACCGGACGGCGAUAUAACUGAAUUCAAGUCUGGUGCCAUUACGUCUCUUGGUGAAGUUCAAAAAUCCUUUGUAGCCUACAUCCACACAACAGACACUGAUUUUGUAAGCUCUACGACCGCUUCAAGCUGCAACAGGAUCCAGACUAGAUCCCGUUAUAAACAAUUGACGGGACUAGCAAACUGGAAGAAAACGGAAAGGACUGAUUCAUGGAGUUAUGAGGGUGACAAUGACGCCGAAUUGAAUUCAUCACAUUACGAUUUUCCACGCCGUCUUCGCAGUCAGUCUCGAAUAGUUACUCCAGAUUCCGUGGCAGAAAAAAGGAGUACUCGGUUAAAGAGAAAAUGCCGUAAGUUGUCAAGUUCAACUUCCAGUUCUGACUGUUUAGCAAGCGCCAAGAGGUUCCAACUCGAAUCCCAGACUUCAGAUGGUGUACCGACUUCGUAUAGAACUGCAACUUCGACGGAUGCCAAAUCUGAAGAAUCGUCGAGUGGAGAAAAGAGAACUUGGCUGACUGACCGAGGGGAUGUAACACCACCUUUGGCAGAAGCAUCUUCUAAUUAUCAUACUCCUACCCAUCAAGUCGAUUCAGUUGUGACGGGACCUGAAUCCGAAACAAUCGGAAUGAGGACCGGGUUCAAACGAAAACUAUAUGAUGAUGCAGAGCUGGCUGAAGAUAACUCAAAGAGCAAAAGAAUCUCGGUAGAUGACAUGUCAAAUGGGAGGAAUACCUUACCAAUUGUUGUAGAAAAACUGAAACAACAUUGUGAAAAGCUGCGCAUGAGUGACGCGUGUUUUGCCGGACAUUGCGAAAAGCUCGAUUUGUGUAUUCAACGUCUCUCUUCAUCCCACCAAAAACUACUUAGGAAAAGUAAUGCAGUUCACGACUCCACUGAAGAAAGCAUAGUUCAAAAGAAGUCCCCCUUAAUGGAUUAAGAUGCAACCGAGUCCUUUAAUUAUAAUCUUUUGUUUAAAUAAAAAUUAAUAAUUUGUGUUGGA